UGUCAAAAAUCAGAAAUAUUUUUUGAUAAUCACAAACUUUCACGUAGAUUUUUGCUCUGAAAAAUUUAACAAAAGUUGGAUUGAAAGGUGUUCCAUAUCAAUCCUGGUCAGUGUCAAUCAGUUUCUUAUCCUUUGGUGCAUGUGGUAAGCUGAUGCAGACAUAGAAAAUGUUCUGAUACUGGCCUCAAAUAAUAAAACAAAGAAUCCAUCUCAAAUCGAUACAGCUGCGUACUUUGAGCCAGUGCCAGGGGUUCCAUUUUCGGUGGCGAAGUUCCACAGUCGAGGUGAACUGGUUGCUUCUAUCGUACCCACAUAAUCAAAGAUGUCUAAAACCGUAAAACGACCCACUGCGGGAAUCCGUCCGAGCUGCUAUAUUCCUUCAAGGCUGGAGGAGCGACGGACGAGGGCACGAAUUCUACGCCAGGAGCGACGGCGAAAGCCCGAUAAACCAGACGAUUUUGUAACCUACGAAGACAGUGAUAGUGAGGAGGAAACUCCAGCCCAGCAACACCAGAUUCUAAGCACUUCGUUCAAUUUCGUGGACUAUGUUCGCAGUCGGGAAUCAGACUUCAGGGAGGAGCGGAGUGUGGAUCCGGCCUACGCUAGUCGGCAUAUCCUGACGCACGAUAUGUUUAAGGAAACCCCGAUAUCACUGGGGAAUAUUAAUAAAGUGUUCUGUUCGCAGUGGCUCAGCAAUCGCCAGGUGGUAUUUGGAACUAAAUGUAACAAGUUGAUGGUGUACGACGUGAAUACUCGAAAAGUGGACGCAAUCCCAACGCUGCCUAACAAUCGUGGAGCAAGUCCGGAUACCCAGUGCGGUAUUCAUGCGUGCCAGAUUAACCCGAGUCAUAGUCUGCUAGCGACGGGUGCGCGCCAUUCGGCUGAUAUUGCAAUCUAUCGACUUCCGACGUUGGAUCCGCUCUGUAUCGGUGAGAAUGGUCACCGGGAUUGGGUGUUUGAUAUGUGCUGGCUGGAUGAUCAGUUUCUGGUAUCAUGUUCACGCGAUACAAAGGUUGCCCUAUGGCGCAUAAAUGAGGAAACGAUGGAUUUCCCCACAGCCAAGGAAGGCGAAGAGCAGGAAGCUGUACCAUCGUAUGCACACGUUAGUCCCGUCUCGGUAAAGGAGUGCCGAGGUGCGCAGAAAAUUCGGGCUCUCUGCUUUAACAAGGAGUACCGAGAGAUAGCACUGCUUUCAUUGAACGGAUACAUGCAUCUGUUCAACGCGGAAACGUUUUCGCAAAAGUUAUCCAGAAAACUGCCGAAUUGUCAGGAAAAUGUGUGUAUUGCUUGUCAGAACAAUGGAUUAUAUGCCGUGGGCUGUCGGUCUUAUACACUGCUCCUGGAUCCUAGAACGUUGCAGGCCGUGAAAAAAGUUGCUUCGCGCUACAGCGGUUGUGGAAUUCGUUCAGCCAGCUUCCAGGGUAAUAUUUUGACCAUUGGUACCGGGCUUGGGAUGUUGAUGUUUUACGACAUCCGUGCUGGCAAAUAUCUCGAAUCGCAAACCAGCGCAUCCCGCACAGUUGUGCUAAAAGCCAGUCGGGGCUACGUAGCACAGUUUCCCGAAGAAGAGAUGGACAACUUCCAGCAGAUCAAAUACGUUCCGGCUAUUUACACUCACUGUUACGAUAGUAGCGGAACCAGACUGUUCACGGCAGGCGGGCCCCUGCCGGCCACGCUCAUAGGAAACUACGCGGGAAUCUGGCAAUAAUAGGGACGUGGGAAACAGCCCAAUAGCGCACGUAAGAAAGCAGAACCCCAUAGGACAAUGGUAUAUACAUAAUUUAUUUUCUAUACUUCAUGCGCAGCACUCACAUAGUGUCGGUCGAACGUCUGGCAGGUUAUCGAAAAAGUAGGAAUUUGGUUGGAAUGGAUCCUCCCCAAGUAGAAAUAUUGGCAAUAAUCAAGUGUUUGGUCAAUAUAUUGAUGGUAUGAAGGCGUC
This is a messenger RNA of Topomyia yanbarensis, 1939 nucleotides long. RefSeq names its product DDB1- and CUL4-associated factor 12 homolog (gene DCAF12). Gene Ontology annotation, molecular function: protein binding. Lineage: Eukaryota; Metazoa; Arthropoda; Insecta; Diptera; Culicidae. The record is from RefSeq and is a predicted model, not a curated record. Gene Ontology annotation, cellular component: Cul4-RING E3 ubiquitin ligase complex. The transcript is spliced from 4 exons. The coding region runs from base 323 to 1708 and encodes 461 amino acids.